CAACAUGGCCAAGUGUGAAAAAGUGUUUACCAUAACAUAACUUUACUGUGGUUUAUCACACCUGAGUUCAAUUUCUCUAGCCACAUGCAGACCUGAUUACUGCCACACCUGUUCACAAUCAAGAAAUCACUUAAAUAAGACCUGACUGACAAAGUGAAGUAGACCAAAAGAUCCUCAAAAGCUGAGAUCCAAAGAAAUUCAGGAACAAAUUAGAAAGAAAGUAAAUGAGAUCUAUCAGUCUGUCUAAAGCUUUGGGACUCCAGCAAACCACAGUGAGAGCCAUUAUCCACAAAUGGCAAAAACAUGGAACAGUGGUGAAGCUUUCCAGGAGUGACCGGCCGACGAAAAUUACCCCAAGAGCCAACGACGACUCAUCCAAGAUAUCACAAAAGACCCCACAACAACAUCCAAAGAACUGCAGGCCUCACUUGCCUCAGUUCAGGUCAGUGUUCAUGACUCUACCAAAAGAAAGAGACUGGUCAAAAAUGGCCUGCAUGGCAGAGUUCCAAGAUAAAAACCGAAAACAUCUUGAUGAUCCCCGUUUGAAGGCUUUUGGGAAAAUACUCUGUUGACUGACGAGACACAACACCUUGAACUUUUUGGAAGGUGUGUGUCCCAUUACAUCUGGCGUAAAAGUAACACUGCAUUAUAGAAAAAAGAACAUCAUACCAACAGUAAAACUAUGGUGGUGGGAGUGUGAUGGUCUGGGGCUGUUUUGCUGCUUCAGGACCUGGAAGACAUGCUGUGAUCCUGAAGGACAUUGUGCGGCCAUCUGUUCGUGACCUCGAGCUGAAGCGAACUUCGGUUCUGCAGCAGGACAAUGAUACAAAACACACCAGCAAGUCCACCUCUGAAUGGCUGAAGAAAAACAAAAUAAAGACUUUGGAGUGGCUUAGUCAACGUCCUGACCUGAAUCCUACUGAGAUGCUGUGGCAUGACCUUAAAAAGGCGGUUCAUGCUUGAAAACCCUCCAAUGUGACUAAAUUACAACAAUUCUGCAAAGAUGAGUGGACCAAAAUUCCUCCACAGCGCUGUAACAGACUCAUUGCAAGUCAUCGCAAACGCUUGAUUACAGUUCUUGCUGCUAAGGGUGGUCCAACCAGUUAUUAGGUUUAGGGGCAAGCACUUUUUCACACAGGACCAUGUAGGUUUGGAUUUUGUUUUCCCUUAAUAAUAAAAACCUGCAUUUAAAAAAAUCAGGAAGGGGGCCAACACUUUUUCACACCACUGUACAUAACAGAGUAAUUUGCAUGUGUGAAAGGUGGUGUUUGUGUACAUUAACAGACAACAAAAUCCUCAUCCUCUUUGGUUUGACAUUGAUUACAAACAUCAUUUGUGUGUUCUCCUUUUUUUUUACAGAGCCUAUAACCAAGGACACAUGAGCUUUUAUGCAAGCUGGUUUUGCUGGUCCUCUGGUCCUAUUUUACUAUGAAACCCCUAAUACAUAAUAAGGAACACUUGUUGUUUGUGUCUGAUUUCAGCACUACAGCAUUCAUUCGCCCCCAUGGGUGCUCUUUCGACAAUAGAUAUUUUUAGGGGUAAAAUAUGAACAGUGUAUUUUUUUCUCAGAAACAGAUGAGCCGGUGUACAGAUGCUGUUCGCCAUUUUGGCCGAGGUCAGUGGGCCGUGGCGCAGGAGGGAGGAACACGCUUUGCAGGCCAGUGAAGGGUUAAUAUCAGAUCCAGCCUUCGGCACACUGAAAAAAAAAAACCCGCCGCGAAAUCAGCUCCACGGAUUUACCGCUGGACUUGUUGAUUUGUUCCUCUUCCUAUAAAAAAGAGGAAUCGGCGGUUUGUUGUAGCGAGCAGACAAAUAUGUCCAGACUGAAAGAUAGCGAUCCUCCACAUGGGCUUUAUUUUAUACUAGACAUGGGAAUAAAGCAGUGACGCUCCUCUUGUGUUCAUCUUCAUUUAUGGGCUUUUCCAUCAUUCUGAGCCUUCAGCUACUGAGCCAUGGAUGAACGCGGUUCCUACAUCGAGAGGUAACGCAGGUUCUGCGGCCCGCCUGGAGUAAACCAUAGCCUAGGAAACUGCGGCCGAAUCAAAAACAAUGGAGAGAUCUGCCAUGAUCAGUAAAACAGGCUCUCGCUCUGCGGCCUCUCUACCCCCGGAGCCGGUGGACAUUAUCAGGAGCAUGUCGUGUUACCGGCGUGUGCGUCUAAACGUGGGCGGUCUGCCGCACGAGGUGCUUUGGCGCACACUAGAGCGCCUGCCGCGCACGCGCCUGGGCAAACUUCGCGCGUGCACAACACACGAAGCGCUCAUGGAUAUUUGCGACGACUAUAACCUGGACGAGAACGAGUACUUCUUCGACCGGCAUCCGGGCGCGUUCACGUCCAUCCUGAACUUUUAUCGCACGGGAAAGUUGCACAUGAUGGAAGAGAUGUGCGCGCUGUCGUUCAGCCAGGAGCUCGACUACUGGGGCGUUGACGAGAUCUACCUAGAGUCGUGCUGCCAGGCGCGGUACCACCAGAAAAAGGAGCAGAUGAAUGAGGAGCUACGGCGUGAGGCUGACACACUGAAGGAGCGUGAGGGCGAUGAGUUGGAUAAUGCGUGCUGCUCGGAGAAGCGCAAGAAACUGUGGGACCUACUGGAGAAGCCUGGAUCUUCUGUAGCAGCCAAGAUAUUGGCCAUCAUCUCCAUAUUGUUUAUUGUGCUGUCUACCAUCGCUCUGUCUCUCAACACACUUCCAGAACUGCAAGACAUAGAUGAUUUUGGGCAGAGCACAGACAACCCUCAACUGGCCCAUGUUGAGGCAGUUUGCAUUGCCUGGUUUACCAUGGAGUAUCUCCUUCGCUUUCUUUCUGCACCCAAUAAAUGGAAGUUUUUUAAAGGUCCACUAAAUGUCAUUGACCUGUUGGCUAUCCUUCCAUACUAUGUGACCAUCUUCCUCACAGAGUCCAACAAAAGCGUACUGCAGUUCCAGAAUGUGCGCAGAGUGGUGCAGAUAUUUCGUAUUAUGCGGAUUUUGCGAAUCUUAAAAUUAGCUCGUCACUCUACUGGGCUGCAGUCGCUCGGCUUCACGUUGCGCCGCAGUUACAACGAACUUGGCCUGCUAAUCCUCUUUUUAGCAAUGGGCAUCAUGAUCUUCUCAAGUUUGGUCUUCUUUGCUGAAAAGGAUGAAGAUGACACAAAGUUCAAGAGCAUACCUGCUUCCUUUUGGUGGGCUACUAUUACAAUGACUACCGUGGGAUACGGAGACAUUUAUCCAAAGACAUUGUUAGGCAAGAUAGUUGGUGGUCUCUGCUGUAUUGCUGGAGUGCUGGUCAUUGCGCUCCCUAUCCCUAUUAUUGUAAACAACUUCUCUGAGUUCUAUAAGGAGCAGAAAAGACAAGAGAAAGCAGUUAAGAGACGUGAGGCUUUAGAACGAGCCAAGCGCAAUGGCAGCAUAGUGUCUAUGAAUGUUAGGGAUGCUUUUAGCCGUGGUGCAGAGCUUCUGGAUGUGGUGGUGAUGGAGAAGGGUGAAAAGAUUCAAGAUAACCAUCUCUCACCUAGUCGCUGGAAAUGGUCAUCCAAGAGAGCGGCAUCUGACACCAGCUCCAAUCACUCAUUCAAUCAAGAACAGGGCUCCCCAAGCAAAACCAGGGCCUCCAGCCCUCAGAGGCUCAAUCCACAGAAAUUAGAGGAAGUGUACAACCAGAUGUCUAAGACACAGUCACAACCUAACCUCAACACCAAAGACAGGAGUUCAUUCCGAGCAGGUAGAAGAAGGGAUGAUAUUGAGCUAGGUACCUUACCAGGAACAGGAGUUGGGGGUCAUGAAGGAGUGGUGGAUAUGAAAAGUCUGUCAAGCAUUGACAGCUACAUCAGCUGUGCCACAGAUUUCCAAGAAAACACACGAUUCCCUUACAGUCCAGCAGUGGGCUUGUCCCUCCCAGAGAGCUCUCAUUUUUCACACAGUUCUGGAUUAUCUGGAAGGGUCAGGGCUAAUCCAAGCCUUCAGCCCACAAUUGAACAUGAAUCCAUGCUUACACCACCAUGCUCUGCUGCAAAGCCACCUGACAUAGAACUUCAUGGUGGAAACCUUCUGAAAACACCUUCUCUUAGAGUGAAUCAUAACAGUAAUGUGGAUUCAAGUUCAGCUGUUGGCCUUUUAUCAGACAGUUCUGCUCUUUCAGAUCACUCACUGAUAAGUCCAGAAGUAUCCAUCUACACUACAGCUAGCAGCAGGACUCCACCGAAGACACCAGAGGGAGUUGCCCUCACACCUACUGUUUUCACAUUUCAUGAUGCCUCUAUCAACAGGUACAUUGAUGCUGAUACAGAUGAUGAAGAACAUCUCAGAGAAAGCAGUCCAUCAGACUGUCUGCUUGGAAGUCUGAGCACCAAGCCUCACCUACAUAUCGGCUACCAGAGGGGUACCAACCACUUGGAGGCUGCACAGAGGCUGUUAGGUCAGAACUGUCGCUUUCCAUUGGGAAGCAAUUCAAGUGGAAGUCAUGAUAAUCAUUUAGCAUUAGGUGUUUUACAUAGAUAUAGAGGGGAAAGGGGACGUUCCAACACCUUUGAUGAAAGCCUCUGAGACGAGAGCAUUCAGUGACUACAGAGAAAAAAGAGCAUGGUGGGAGGCAAAGGAAAUGGAAAUAAUAAACAUAAAUGGUCAGUGCAGUGUCCACAGAUGUACCACAACCCAUAUCUCUCCUUGUCUCUACCAAUUUUUUGUCAAUGUCAAUGUAAACUGAAACAAAUGUGUCUAUUGUCAGAAUCUGACAUAAUUAGUUUUGUACAGUCAGUUUGGGAUGGAAAAUUCAAAACUGAACAGAUAGAGCAGGUCUGUAAAGUAAAGGCAAGGACAGUCACUGCCAAAUUCUCUAGCUAUUGUCCAGAGCCCACUUUUAAGAUUAGGCUUUAGAUCAAGGUCAGGUUAUAGCCUGUUUAUGAGUGCAACGCAAUCCCUCUCCCUGUUAAGAAACUAGCCUUAUUUGAUUGCAGGUAUGAAUGUCUGAAUGUCUACAAUGCCUGAGUGGGAGUGUAUUUAUGGGUUCAUUGUGAGGAGAGUUGUCCUUGUGGUUACAUUUGAUGAUUUACAUUUCUGCACACAUUCUCAAAGUUAUACACAUACAGUGUAUCUGAUUUAUUUUUAUAUAGACAUGGACAUUGUAGAAAUCUAGAAAUUGUACCAUUCUAUUAUGUUAGGUCAGUCAAUUGUAUACCAUAAAGGUCAUUCACACUGUGGGGAUGCAAGCUUAUUUAAGGUAUGGCUAUUUUUUCAUUCUUAUUUUUCAUUUCUUAUUUUAUUUAGCAUAUCACCUGGCAAUUAUGACAAUUAUGAUAAAUUAUGUUUUCAUAAAGAAGACUGGCACAAAAGUAGCAUUUUCAGUUGCUAUCAAUGUUACUAUGUUUAUGUUUUCAUAUCGUCUAUUAGAAACCAAUAUAUAGUACAAAAUCUACUUCAACAUGCACUGUAUGGUUUGUGUAUGUGGACACCUGACAGUUUUACCCAUUUGUGGGCCUUCCACAAACUGUUGCUACACAGAGGUCUAGAAUGUUUUUCUAUGCUGUUGCAUUAAGAUUUCAGUUUAAUAGAACUAUGGAGUCUAGCUCAAACCUGGUCCAGCAUGACAAUGCCCCUAUGCACUAAACAAGGUCUAUAAGGACAUGGUGUACCAAGGCUUGUGUGAAAGAACUUGAGUGGUCUGAGCUCAAUCCCUCUGAUCACAUUAGGAAUUGGAUUGACCUCAUUAAUGUUUUUGAGGCUAAAUGGGCACAAACUACAAAUGUCACACUCUAAAAUCUAGCAAAAGAGUGAAGAAGAUUUCCAGAAAACAAUAUUGUAUAUUGUUAUAACAGCUGAUGUACAACAUGUACAAAAAGCAAAUAUGGGUGUGAUGACCAGGUGUCCACAUACUUAUAACCAUAUAGUAUAUAUAUAUAACACAU
Messenger RNA from Tachysurus vachellii, 5879 nucleotides. It is a transcript of the gene kcnb1, whose product is annotated as potassium voltage-gated channel, Shab-related subfamily, member 1. Gene Ontology annotation, molecular function: delayed rectifier potassium channel activity; protein binding. The record is from RefSeq and is a predicted model, not a curated record. Gene Ontology annotation, biological process: potassium ion transmembrane transport; protein homooligomerization. The transcript is spliced from 3 exons. Lineage: Eukaryota; Metazoa; Chordata; Actinopteri; Siluriformes; Bagridae. The coding region runs from base 2050 to 4521 and encodes 823 amino acids. Gene Ontology annotation, cellular component: membrane; voltage-gated potassium channel complex.